Chelmon rostratus (copperband butterflyfish) is the source of this 907-nucleotide messenger RNA. RefSeq names its product claudin-14-like. Gene Ontology annotation, cellular component: bicellular tight junction; plasma membrane. Lineage: Eukaryota; Metazoa; Chordata; Actinopteri; Chaetodontiformes; Chaetodontidae. Gene Ontology annotation, biological process: bicellular tight junction assembly; cell adhesion. The coding region runs from base 167 to 907 and encodes 246 amino acids. The transcript has 3 exons. Gene Ontology annotation, molecular function: structural molecule activity. The record is from RefSeq and is a predicted model, not a curated record.
CAAUCCUUGUCUGUUGAGGCAGAAGCAGAGACAGAAGGAGUGGAAGUGUGGAAUCAAUGCCAAAGGCCCUAUUUAUCAGGAAGUGUGCCACCUGGACACCUGUGACCAUGGCUCUGUAAUAAUCCUGUGACCCUGUUGUCUGAGCUCCCGUUCGAGUGAGUAAAUCAUGGCCAGCAUGACGGUCCAGCUCCUUGGCUUCUUCUUGGGGCUGUUGGGGUUUGCAGGAACUGUAGUUGCAACUCUGCUCCCCCACUGGCGCAGCACAGCCUACGUGGGCUCCAACAUCAUCACAGCCACUUCCUACAUGAAAGGCCUGUGGAUGGAGUGUGUAUGGCACAGCACUGGCAUUUACCAGUGUGAGCUGUACAGGUCUCUACUGGCACUGCCACGCGACUUGCAGGCUGCCCGGGCGCUCAUGGUGCUCUCCUGCGUCACCUCAGUCCUGGCCUCUCUGGUGUCUGUGAUGGGGAUGAAGUGCACCCGCUUCGCCCGUGGCUCUUUGAUCAAAUCUCCGUUGGCGCUAAGUGGGGCUAUCUGUUUUCUCUGUGCUGGCCUGCUCUGUCUGGUCACAGUGUCCUGGACCACCAAUGAUGUCAUCAUGGACUUCUACGACCCCUUCCUCCCCAGCGGGAUGAAGUACGAGAUCGGCCUGGCCGUGUAUCUCGGUUAUGCCUCGGCCUGCCUCAGCCUGACCGGAGGACUGGUGCUGUGCUGGAGCAGCAGCGGUGACAGGUCGCGGAGCCCCCUGAUUAUGCAGAGGAACCAACCACAAUCACCUCCCCCUGCCUUCAACCACAUAUAUCCUCCAGCUCCACUCUACAAGCCCGCCGAGGCCCUGAGGGACAAUCGUGCUCCUUCACGUUGCUCCCUUUCCAGCAGUGGCUACAGGCUCAAUAACUACGUGUAA